Trichoplax adhaerens is the source of this 1551-nucleotide messenger RNA. RefSeq lists its product as uncharacterized. Gene Ontology annotation, molecular function: guanyl-nucleotide exchange factor activity. Lineage: Eukaryota; Metazoa; Placozoa; Uniplacotomia; Trichoplacea; Trichoplacidae. Gene Ontology annotation, cellular component: plasma membrane. Bases 1 to 1551 code for a protein of 516 amino acids. Gene Ontology annotation, biological process: Ras protein signal transduction; positive regulation of GTPase activity. The record is from RefSeq and is a predicted model, not a curated record. The transcript has 19 exons.
AUGGCACGAAAACUCCGAUACAAGCAAUCUUUACCAUUUAUUCUUCAAGAUAGAAAGGUAGAAGACAAUCCUUCGGAGCUUGACAACAGCGUACGUAAUUACUUAAAUCAUUUAAGUAAUUUCGACUCUACCCUCUUGAAAAGCAAAUAUGAUGGAAUAGCAUACGAUUCAGUCGUUUUCGAUAUCCUCAUGGAAUCGCCCGAAAGACUUGCGGCACAAAUAACUUUACUCGAUAUUGGGACAUUUAAACUAAUUCUGCCAGAAGAAUUGCUAGGUUGUGCAUGGACGAAAAGAGAUAAGAAACUAUAUGCUCCUCACGUUACUGCCAUGGCGCAACGAUUUAAUUCGACAUGCUUUUGGGUUCAAAACGAAAUUCUUAGCAAGAAGAAAGCCAGGAUUCGAGCUGAAGUUAUCUGCUGGUUUACCAAACUUGCUAAGAAACUCUUUGAAUUAAAUAAUUUGCACGCAUUAAAAGCAGUAGUUUCCGGAUUGCAAAGCGCUCCUAUCUAUCGACUGCAUAGGACAUGGACGUUUAUAACAAGGAAAGAUAGAAGUGCUCUAGACAAACUGCUGGAAUUAUUAGCUGAACAUCGGAAUAAUGAAAAAUUGCGAGAAUACAUGAAAAAUCUUCGAAACCCGGCGAUUCCGUAUCUUGGGUUGUAUUUAACUGAUCUGAUGUUUAUUUACGCUGCAUACAACAAACCUGCUAACGAGCUGGGAGAAUCGGACAAGAUAUCCACGAAGAUAAAUAAUAUCAUUAGGAUCAUCGCUUCAUACCAAGAUUCUAAUUAUGAUACCAUAGAAACCGUACCAUACAUACAAGAAUACUUGAAGUCGUUUAAAUACAUAGAAGAACUUCAGAACUUCUUGGAAGCGGAAUACUACAGGAAAUCUUUAGAUCUUGAACCCGAACAGAUCGAAUCAGUCUCUGGCAUCAAUUGUGAAGCAUCCCACCCUGGUCUCCAAGAAAAUAAAUUAGACUCAGAAGAGAUGCGUGAAAAGGAUACGACAAUAACUGCAAAUCUCAAACAUCCGCUUGACGAUAGUAUCCUUGCGGAUCAUAAACCCAUAAUCGAUAGCGACAAGAGUAUUAACUCUAUACUGGCUGAUAAAUUGUCCUAUACUAGUCUCCAUUCGGCUUGUGAUGCGCAAAUUGUUUCUCCUUGGAUGAAUUUUUCAAUGCAAGGCUGUUUACGGAAAAUGACGUAUCUUAAGCGUGGACAAAAGCUGCGAGUUACCCGCUGGAAAACUUAUUGGGUUGCUCUUCUGUGGACAAAACUUUAUUUUUAUGAACGCAAAUUUAAUCGUUCAGGCAAUGAGCGAUCAGCUUUUAAAAGUGAGUUUUGCAAGUGUUAUGACAUAUCUGGGUGGCUAAUGGUACUAGGCGAUUAUCAUAGUCCACACAUGAUAUAUUUAUGUAAUAUUGAAGAAGGUAAUAAAUAUAAGUUAGAUGCGAAAACGGCUGAAAAUUCUUCUAUAUGGCUUAGAUUUUUGCUUGACGCUUCUACUAAGCAAAAUUUUAAGAACGUGCAGGUACAGCUAAACGAUUAA